Molecule: messenger RNA, 1174 nt
Organism: Misgurnus anguillicaudatus (oriental weatherfish)
Lineage: Eukaryota; Metazoa; Chordata; Actinopteri; Cypriniformes; Cobitidae
Source: RefSeq, a predicted model, not a curated record
UUCUUUGCACUCAGAGGACCUGCAAAACAGCUCCGUUCCGAUUGCGGUACAAAUUUCAUUGGAGCAUGCAAGGAGCUUGGAAUGGACAAAAUGGUGCAGCGGUACCUCAGUGAACAAGGAUGCAGCUGGGAAUUCAACCCACCACAUAGUUCUCACAUGGGAGGCUCGUGGGAGCGUAUGAUUGGCAUUGCCAGAAGAAUCUUAGAUUCAAUGUUUCUGCAGCUGAACACUCGCUUAACCCAUGAUGUUCUUUGUACACUGAUGGCAGAAGUUACUGCUAUCAUUAAUGCACGACCACUCUUACCCGUCUCUGCAGACCCGGAACAGCCUUUCAUACUUUCACCAUCAAUGCUUCUUACCCAGAAGACAGGAGUUCCACCUCCUCCUGGAGACUUCUCAGACAGGGACCUGUACACAAAGCAAUGGAGACAAGUUCAGGCUCUUGCAAACCAGUUCUGGACCCGUUGGAGCCGUGAAUACUUACCUUGCUUGCAGCAAAGACAGAAGUGGACAGUACCUCGCAAAAACCUUCAAGUUGGAGAUGUAGUUCUGCUCAGGGACAAGCAGAUAGCCCGCAACUGCUGGCCUAUGGCUAGAAUCACUGCCAUAUUCCCUGGACUGGAUGGUCAUGUAAGAAAAGUUGAGGUAACUACAAGUGAUCAAGGCAAUUUAAAAACAUUUCUAAGGCCAAUUGCAGAAGUUGUUCUACUUCUACCCAAAGACUGAUCUAGAGGUUAAGGUUCAACACUCUAACAAGUUCAUAGUGACCUCACUUAGGUCAGGCGGGGAGUGUGUUGCCCUUUAAGAAAUUUAACUUUUAAACAUCUGGUUUAUUUUUGUUGAUACAUAUUCUCAGAUAAAAUUAGAAGUUCAUAAUUACUUUUUGGUUUAUCUACCUCAUUUGUAAAAAUGUAUAUUAUUUGUUACAUGAUGAUGUCACUUCCUGUUUGGUCACUUCCUGUCAGUUGUUCCUGGUCCUACUUGAAAACAUGAGACAGUCAUCGUGUGCUCUCACUUUCAAUCCAUUGCAUCCACUUUAAUACUUCAUAGAGGCAAUGCCUUUUCACCGCAACAUGUUUAUGAAAAGAGAGUGACAGUAAAUGAUCAACCUUACUACGACUCUGUCUUCAUUGGCUGUGGUUUAACUUGGUGUUUAGUCAGAGUUUCAACACAC